Aspergillus campestris IBT 28561 is the source of this 1215-nucleotide messenger RNA. RefSeq names its product NPCC-domain-containing protein. Lineage: Eukaryota; Fungi; Ascomycota; Eurotiomycetes; Eurotiales; Aspergillaceae. The record is from RefSeq and is a predicted model, not a curated record. The transcript is spliced from 3 exons. Gene Ontology annotation, cellular component: nuclear outer membrane; nuclear pore transmembrane ring. Bases 277 to 1074 code for a protein of 265 amino acids. Gene Ontology annotation, biological process: protein import into nucleus; spindle pole body duplication.
AAUCAUCAUAACAAUCUAUCUAUCACAUCAUCCUUCCCCACUCCGCUGGUCCCCUCUCUCCAUUCUUGAAGUUGAGGUAUGGUCCAGUCUGGGUUUUUACCGUAAGGCGAAUUUGGACACUCUUCCCCAAAUGUGCUUGUGGUAAAACCUCGAUUGAACCAGUAAAGGUAAGUAAGGACAAGGUAAGUUCAGCUUCAACGUCCUAUUCAACCCCUCCCCCCCCCUAUCUUUUUUUCUUUCCUUUUCGUCGUCGCCCUUCGUCCUGGUCCCCGGUCAAUGGCCUCUCUUCCCUCCACCCCGAAAGCGGCCAUUGCGCCCGCGCCCGCGCCCACGCCAGAUGAAUCUCGCACUCCUGGCAAGUGGCGCCAUCCUCAGUUGAACGAGAUUGUCAGGCGACAAAAUGCGGAGACAUUCGGAGACCGCAACCUCAAGAAAUUGUCGUGGAAUACCGUCGCUCUGGUAGCGACGUGGAUCUUCGGGGAUACCUUUCGAUCAUACUCUUUUCGGGUCCAAAACCUGACCCGAAUUUCUACCUACCCGGACUUCUCGCUGCUGAUCUUGCAACUGAUCUUUGCGGUGAACAUCCUCCUCGCAUUGUACCCUCUGUUCCGGCCCAAGGACAACUUCUCCGACAUCCCUCUCACCCCUACGCAGCGCUCGCUCCUGGGCCUCCGCCCGUCUACCAGCUCACCGUCGACGCCUGGAACCUCAUUUGUGACCCCCCCGAAAUAUCGACUUUCGGCAUCGCGGACCGCUAGCCCCGCCAGCAGAACGGCGUCGCCGUUAUCCGCGAGCGCCAGCGCAUCGGGGCGUCGACUAUCGUACAGCACAACCUUUUCCCCUUCUAGUAGCCCGUUGCUUCAUAAGGUGGUUUCGAAUGGGGGGCGAGAGGGAGGGCGACGACCCAGCUUUGGGUCGUCGUCUUCAUUCGGUCGGAGCUCAUCCUUCACGGAGUCGACCAUGGGGCCUGCGACCCCAUCCCCGGUCGGUGGAAAGCGGGUUAGCCUGGGAUUGAGCAAUAAGUGGCUUUACGAGCGGAGUAGACGGUUGUCAGCCAGCAACGGCAGUCUUUGAUUGAUUGAUAAAUGGAAUGGAUUGGUUUGGCGGGUGUUCUGGUUGCACUUAUCAAGGGAAGACGAUGUAAACUUGAGUGUUUAGCCCGGAAGUUAUUUCCGAAAUUCGUGGCUUUGAAUUUUCCAUAGCAAUACUAUACUU